Sebastes umbrosus (honeycomb rockfish) is the source of this 2463-nucleotide messenger RNA. It is a transcript of the gene uroc1, whose product is annotated as urocanate hydratase 1. Gene Ontology annotation, molecular function: urocanate hydratase activity. NCBI's taxonomy places the organism in Eukaryota, Metazoa, Chordata, Actinopteri, Perciformes, Sebastidae. The transcript has 19 exons. Bases 147 to 2174 code for a protein of 675 amino acids. Gene Ontology annotation, biological process: L-histidine catabolic process. The record is from RefSeq and is a predicted model, not a curated record.
GAGUGAUCGCCCUCCGAUCUUCACACGUACAGUCUUUCUCUUCAUAGAGGACGGUCUGCAGUGAGGCUGAGAGCUGCCUUCAAUCUCCAGCGUGGACUCCGUGUUCAGGUUUUUGCUCAAGCGUGUGACAGAAAAUCCUCAACAGGAUGUCUUCUUUAAAAGAGAUAUGCAACGGUUUACCCCUGGACCCUUUGCCAGCUAAUCGUGGUAGAGACACCAAUGUGCCACAUGCACCUACACGGACCCCCAACCUUACAGCAGAGGAGGAGCGGUUGGCGUUGAGAAAUGCAUUGCGUUAUUUUCCUCCGUCCCACCAUGCAACACUUGCACCCGAGUUUGCUCAAGAGCUGCGGCAGUACGGGCACAUCUACAUGUACCGCUUCUGCCCCACGUUACGCAUGAGAGCUUACCCCAUAGAUCAGUACCCAUGCCGCACACGUCAAGCUGCCUCCAUAAUGCUAAUGAUCAUGAACAACCUGGACCCAGCAGUUGCUCAGUUCCCCCAGGAGCUCGUCACCUACGGAGGGAAUGGACAGGUGUUUAGUAACUGGGCCCAGUUUCGCCUGGUGAUGCAUUACCUGAGCGAGAUGACCGAGGAACAAACUCUGGUGAUGUACAGCGGUCAUCCCAUGGGCCUGUUCCCCAGCCUGCCUUCAUCACCUCGUGCCAUCAUCACCAACGGCAUGGUUAUUCCAAAUUACUCCUCCAGAAAUCAAUAUGAAAAGAUGUUUGCCCUCGGUGUGUCGAUGUACGGUCAAAUGACAGCAGGCAGCUACUGCUACAUCGGACCUCAAGGGAUCGUUCAUGGCACUAUGCUGACUGUGCUGAACGCCGGCCGGAGGUACCUGGGCUCUGAUGACUUGAGCGGCCGCGUCUUUGUGACCUCUGGCCUCGGGGGUAUGAGUGGAGCUCAGGCGAAAGCUGCCGUCAUCGCAGGUUGCAUUGGCGUGAUUGCAGAGGUGGAUGAGGCUCCUCUUAGAAAGAGACACGAGCAGGGCUGGCUGAUGGAGGUCACCAGCAGCAUGGACCACUGCAUUAAACGCAUCAGAGAGGCCAAGAGCUCCAAGACUCCCCUCAGUAUGGGUUUCCAUGGCAACAUUGUAGACUUGUGGGAGAGGCUGCUGUUGGAGUAUGAGAGGACCGGGGAGCUCCUGGUGGAUCUGGGUUCAGACCAGACCUCCCUUCACAACCCGUUUAACGGAGGCUACUACCCAGUCCAGCUCAGCUUCCGCCAGGCGAACCAGCUCAUGACAACUGAUUCUAACCGUUUCCAAACCAUAGUCCAAGAAAGCCUCCGAAGACACAUCAAGGCCAUCAACAAGCUGUCUGAUGCUGGUAUGUUCUUCUGGGACUACGGCAAUGCAUUUCUCCUGGAGGCCCAGAGAGCUGGAGCGGAGGUAGAAAAGGUCGGCGGAGGAGCAACAGAAUUCCGUUACCCUUCGUAUGUCCAGCACAUUAUGGGGGACAUUUUCUCUUUGGGCUUUGGCCCAUUUCGCUGGGUGUGCACAUCUGGCGACCCCCAAGAUCUUGCUGUAACGGACGAUAUCGCCGCUACUGUCCUGGAGGAGAUCAGCGCCAACGUGACUGAUCGCAUCAAACAGCAGUACAAUGACAACAUCCGCUGGAUCAGAGAGGCUGGAAAACACAAAAUGGUUGUGGGAUCCCAAGCCAGAAUCCUCUACUCUGACCAGAGAGGAAGAGUCUGCAUUGCUCUGGCUAUCAACCAGGCCAUCGCUGAUGGAAGAGUUUCAGCUCCUGUGGUUAUUAGCAGAGAUCAUCAUGAUGUCAGUGGCACAGACAGCCCCUUCAGAGAAACCUCUAAUGUGUAUGAUGGAUCUGCCUUCUGUGCAGACAUGGCGGUCCAGAACUUUGUCGGUGAUGCAUUCAGGGGCGCCACAUGGGUAGCCCUGCACAACGGUGGUGGCGUUGGCUGGGGCGAGGUGAUGAACGGAGGGUUUGGUUUGCUAUUGGACGGCUCGGAGGAGGCAGCGAAGCGUGCCAGACUGGUGCUCAACUGGGACGUCUCCAACGGGGUGGCUCGUCGCUGCUGGUCUGGAAACUCAAACGCCUAUGAGACCAUCCAGCACACCAUGGAGGAGAACAGCCAGUUGCGUGUCACCAUGCCGUUUCCUGUACAGGAUGAACGCGUGCUGGACCGGGCCCUGCAGGGCUAGCCAACAUUGUAGCACAGGUUUAACAGCCAGCUACAUGCAGUCACUUAGUAAAGCUGUAAUCCCUCCAGAAGUGUCUGAGUCAGGCCUCAUGCAGCUGUUUAAAUGAGCACUGCAGACGGUCAGUACUAGUUCAUGAAUCAGUGACAAUGUUGUUACAUAAAUUGUUUGCCAUGAAUGCAAAGUAGGCUACAAUAUUGUGCUAUAGGCUGUUUUAAUAAUUUAAUCUGCCACAGUAUAUUCUUUAUUUUUUGUGCUGAAAAUUAAACUACAAGUAUGUAUAAAUGAUAAA